CAUUAGCAGAGCGAGCUUCAGGUUCCGGAGCUCCAAGACACCUGCUGGGCAUCAGGAAAUUCCCAUCUGAUAAUUGUCCAGACAAGUGCGGCGAUAUUCCAAUCGAGUUUCCCUUCGGCAUCGGCCCUAACUGCUCCCGGCAUACCGGCUUCGCCCUCAACUGCGACAACACCAUGCAACCUCCAAGGCUCUAUCUCAGCUGGGACCGCAUCCCGGAAGUGCUCUCUUUCAAUCGUGGUGUCAGCGGUAUAGAUAUGAACUUCUCGAUUGUCAUCUCAACGAGUCCGGGUGCUGAAGUGUACAAUGCAUCAUUAGAGAUCCCCUCCAGCGGUUUUGAUUUCGGUCUCUCCUAUCUGUCGAUCACAGUGUGCAACUUCGACACCUACUUCAUUGGAAAUCCAAGGAUAAGUUCGAAAUUCCCGCUUUGCACUGAAUGCGAUGGAGAAGGCUCGGGCACCAUCUACAGGAAGACGACAUGCUACCCACCCGUGUACCCCUUAAUUCCUAUUAAUGUCAUCCAGCUCAAGUUUGUCCCCGUCAAGGAGGCCCAGCAAGUGCAGCGCCAAAUUGCGCGGAUCAACAGUCUUAUAUAUUGGAAUAUAAACGACAAACGGACAUGUGUCGAUGCUUCCGCGGAUGAGGACAACUUUGCCUGCGUCAGUGACCACAGCUCGUGCGUCGAUGACAACUGGUACAAGACUGGUUAUUCAUGCGUUUGCGAUCAUGGGUACAUGGGCAACCCGUAUGUACUAGGUGGCUGCUCACGUCACGGUAUAGCUACUGGGCUUGGUGUUGGCUUCGUGCUUCUACUUCUUGGCUUAAGUGCAAUGUUUAUCUGCCGUAAAUGGAGAAGAGACAUCCAAAAGAAACUGAGGAGGAAGUAUUAUACAAAGAAUCAUGGCCUCCUUCUGGAACAAUUAAUAUUAUCGAGUGAAGCUGCUAGUGAAACGACAAGGAUUUUCUCGCUGAAGGAGUUAGAUCAGGCAACAAACAACUUUGAUCAUACACGGAUCCUUGGCCGUGGAGGGCAUGGCAUGGUGUACAAAGGCAUCUUAUGUGAUCAGCAUGUGGUGGCUAUAAAGAAAUCUAAUGCCAUUGAGCAGGUUGAGAUUGAGCAAUUCAUCAAUGAGGUUGUCAUCCUUUCACAGAUUAACCACAGAAACAUCGUAAAGCUUUAUGGCUGCUGCCUAGAAACUGAGGUCCCACUGUUAGUGUAUGACUUUGUUCCUAAUGGUUCCUUGUUUGAAAUCCUCCAUUCUGGUUCAAGCAACACUUUAUCUUUGUCCUGGGAUGACUGCCUAAGAAUUGCUGCACAAGCUGCAGGAGCUCUCUGUUAUCUCCACUCUGCAGCUUCCAUAUCAGUCUUCCAUCGUGAUGUCAAGUCUUCCAAUAUACUCCUAGAUGCAAACUACACUGCAAAGGUUUCCGACUUUGGUGCAUCAAGACUGGUGCAUAUAGAUCAAACUCAUGUUACCACACGCGUACAAGGCACAUUCGGGUACUUGGAUCCCGAGUAUUUUCACACUUGGCAGCUAAAUGAAAAGAGCGAUGUGUACAGCUUCGGCGUCGUUCUUUUAGAACUACUUCUCAGAAGGAAACCCGUUUUUACUGGUGAGUCGGGCUCCGCUCAGAGUUUAUGUUGUUACUUUCUUGAGGAGAUGCAGCAGAGGCCAGCAAAAGAGAUAGUCGCUGCUCAAGUUCGUGAAGAAGCGACGGAGGAAGAAAUCACCAAUGUUGCCUCCCUCGCAGAGAUGUGCUUACGGCUCCAGGGUGAAGAAAGGCCUACGAUGAAGGAAGUGGAGAUGUCUUUGCAGCUUCUGCAUACGAAAAGGUCGAUGUCAUCCCGUGUCACUCCAGAAAAUGGUCGAGCUGAAGCUGGUGUUCCGUGUCACUCAGGUAUCGGAGUUGAUCCAGCCUCCGCAGACAGCCAACGAUGUUAUAGCUUGGAGCAAGAGUUCAUGUCAUUCGCUAGCAUACCACGUUAA
Molecule: messenger RNA, 1985 nt
Organism: Triticum aestivum (bread wheat)
Lineage: Eukaryota; Viridiplantae; Streptophyta; Magnoliopsida; Poales; Poaceae
Product: putative wall-associated receptor kinase-like 16
Exons: 3
Coding region: 174-1985 (603 amino acids)
Biological process (GO): cell surface receptor signaling pathway; protein phosphorylation
Cellular component (GO): plasma membrane
Molecular function (GO): protein serine/threonine kinase activity; ATP binding
Source: RefSeq, a predicted model, not a curated record